Cebus imitator (Panamanian white-faced capuchin) is the source of this 687-nucleotide messenger RNA. RefSeq names its product translocase of inner mitochondrial membrane 10 (gene TIMM10). The transcript has 3 exons. Gene Ontology annotation, biological process: protein insertion into mitochondrial inner membrane. The coding region runs from base 164 to 436 and encodes 90 amino acids. Lineage: Eukaryota; Metazoa; Chordata; Mammalia; Primates; Cebidae. Gene Ontology annotation, cellular component: mitochondrial inner membrane. The record is from RefSeq and is a predicted model, not a curated record.
UUCUCUCCCGGAAGUAACCCACGUGCUUCCGCUGGAGCCUUCUUGGGAGGCGGGUAACGUUAUAGUGUUUGUGAGAAGCUGGGUUCUCCGUGGGCAUUGUGAUCCGUCCCAGGUAGUGGAUUAGGAGGCCAGAAGGAGAUCCCUUCCAGGGUGCUAGGCCGAGAUGGAUCCGCUCAGGGCCCAACAGCUGGCUGCAGAGCUGGAGGUGGAGAUGAUGGCCGAUAUGUACAACAGAAUGACCAGUGCCUGCCACCGGAAGUGUGUGCCUCCUCACUACAAGGAAGCAGAGCUGUCCAAGGGCGAAUCUGUGUGCCUGGACCGAUGUGUGUCUAAGUACCUGGACAUCCAUGAGCGGAUGGGCAAAAAGUUGACAGAGUUGUCUAUGCAGGAUGAAGAGCUGAUGAAGAGGGUGCAGCAGAGCUCUGGGCCCGCAUGAGGUCUCAGUCAGUAUACACCCUGGGCUACAUCCCACCCCUCCCACUUGAAUAAAAAUGCUCCCUGUUGGGUGUGAUCUGUGAAGACUGCCAGGCCUAAGCUCUCGGUAGAGUCUUCAAGAUCCCAGAGUGGUAGUGCUUUCUCCUGGUGAAGGAGUAUUUGUCACACUGGAAUGUGACUGUAUGUGUAUGUAUGUGUGUGUGUGUGUGUGUAUAUAUAUAUAUAUAUUAAAACAACUUUGUUGACACCUAC